AUCUCUGCAACUUCCCAUUCCUCACCUUCAUUUUUCUAUUGCCUUCAUCCCCCUAUAUUAACCCCUUCUCUCAGCCCAAAGCUCUUCAUGCCUUUCAACUUCCCUGUCCUUAUCAACCCAAGAAAGAGAAAGGGAUAAGAGUCAUAUCUUCGCACCACAUCAACCCCCAAGACGAGAGAAUAGCAAUCUCCACUCUUAUCAUUCCACGAGAGAGAGUGCGUGUUCUUGAGAGAGAGAGAGUUCUGUAGUUCCUAGACCCAUGGCCAACCUUGUGAAGAAGUUAUGGUGCUGUAGGAGGAAGAGCUUUCCGAUCGAUAUCCCCAAGGGAUACAUCAACGUUUGUGUCGGGAAACAGGUCCCCUUCAAGUUUGUGUUGGAGGCUAAUUAUCUGAACCACCCCCUCGUUGAGAACUUGCUCGAUUUGUCGGUCGAAGAAUACGGGUACUCGUAUGACGGAGCUCUGAGGAUUGAUUGUGAAGUGGAGGUGUUUGUCUAUUUGAUAGAGCUUCUCAAGACCAGGAACCCAUCUGCACAUUACAUGGAGCUCUCUGACCUUCUCUCUAAGUUCAAGCCUGGUAGUCCUGGCCCCAAAGAAAGCCUGUAGCAUCCCAUCACAAAAUUCUGACAUUUUUUCCUUUCCUUUUAGAGAGAGAUUGUAUAGAUUGAGAGAUGGGAUUGGUGGGGUUCUUGGUCCUUGGAAUUUUUGUACAAAGGCUGGGCACAUUCUUUUAGCAGAUUUAAAAUUCUUUAAUUUGUGUGAUCCUCCAAAAUGGGAGAGUUCAUGUAUUGGCAAGGUGAUUUGUUUUAGUAAUAAGAUGGAAUUGAUAAAAAGAUGGUAUUGGCAAGGUGAUUUGUUUUAGUAAUAGGAUGGAAUUGA
Amborella trichopoda is the source of this 877-nucleotide messenger RNA. The record is from RefSeq and is a predicted model, not a curated record. NCBI's taxonomy places the organism in Eukaryota, Viridiplantae, Streptophyta, Magnoliopsida, Amborellales, Amborellaceae.